UAGAGCAGGAAAGCAGGAGCUCCAUGCAGGAGGUCCCCACAAGCGGGUCUCUAGAUCUGGCUGAGGUUGACAGAAGGCUGCUACGAGAAUGUACCCCCAUCUGGGCAAGAUCCCAAUCAGGACUAGGACAUGGCUCCACAGCCGUGUGUCUCUGGUUGUCUCUGUCUGCCGCUGCGAAGCUAGCCCAGCCAGCUGGAGCCCCCAAAACAUUAACAACGAAUGGCGCCCAUGUGGACCUGACCUGCGCAUCUCUCAGAUAAGUGAAGACAAUUUGGCUACCUAUGCACUAUGGCCUUCUCUUCUGCUUGUGAAGAGAUCUCCAAAGGCCUCUGCCCUUUCUUCACAAGACUGUUUCACUGUUUCUGGAACAUUUAUCUCUGGACCACUCUGUGGUUUCUGCCCAACGCCAGCCCGCAGGAGCCGGCUUUCCGCCGCGUGGCACGGGGCAUUGGGCGCCGGCUCCCUCCACGCUGCUCGGCUGCUGGGAGCAGGGCAGCAGACAUGGCAGGGCCAUGGGGCAGGGCUGCGGCAGCCUAUCCUGGCCUCCACCCUGGGGCACCUUGGCCCACGCCUUCUGCAUGGCUGGCCCGCCCACCCUCGUGCUAUGAAGUCUGGACAGAUCCCGGACGACCUGGAGACCGCGGGCUCCCUGCCGAAACUGGGCCCCCUGGCCGAGAUCUCCAGCUUGGGUCUGAAGACAGACAAGCUAGAAUACGCAGAGAUUCAUCCAGAGAUCGCAACCUACAAUUCCUAGAAGUGGAGCUGUGUAGGAGGCCACCUCCAGAUG
Molecule: messenger RNA, 787 nt
Organism: Erinaceus europaeus (western European hedgehog)
Lineage: Eukaryota; Metazoa; Chordata; Mammalia; Eulipotyphla; Erinaceidae
Exons: 2
Coding region: 89-754 (221 amino acids)
Source: RefSeq, a predicted model, not a curated record